Messenger RNA from Xenopus tropicalis (tropical clawed frog), 2508 nucleotides. It is a transcript of the gene lrch2, whose product is annotated as leucine-rich repeats and calponin homology (CH) domain containing 2. The record is from RefSeq and is marked provisional. Lineage: Eukaryota; Metazoa; Chordata; Amphibia; Anura; Pipidae.
AAGAGAGCACUUGCUAACGGAAUCGUUAUAGCAGGGCUCCCCCUUAGCAGCAAUGGCGGCCAGUCUGUCUGCGGCUGGGGGCUCCGGUGGUCCUGGAGGAGGAAGUUCAGGACCUGGGGGAGGAGGCAGCGGUGGGAAUGCUACCAUACAGGGUACCGGCUUAUGUACGGCCUCGUUGUCCAUGCACAGUGGCUUCCCCAAUGGACCUAAUUGGAGCACAGGGAUCAUUUAUCAGCACACGGCAAGAAGCUUGGACCGGGCCUUGGAAGAGGCGGUCAACACUGGCAUCCUCAGCUUGAGCGGCCGAAAGCUCAGGGACUUUCCUGGUACCGGCUACGAUCUGACGGACACUACACAAGCAGAUCUCUCCAAAAAUAGAUUUACUGAAAUCCCACCAGAUGUUUACUCAUUUGCACCUUUGGAAACCUUAAAUUUAUACCACAACUGCAUCAAAUGCAUUCCAGAGACCAUAAAAAAUCUCCAGAUGCUAACUUACCUAAACAUUAGUCGAAAUCUUCUAUCAACCUUGCCAAAAUAUCUCUUUGACUUGCCAUUGAAAGUGUUGGUCAUUAGUAAUAAUAAAUUAGUUUCUAUACCAGAAGAAGUUGGGAAGUUGAAAGAUUUAAUGGAACUGGAUGUCAGCUGUAACGAACUGCAAGUUCUCCCUCAGCAAGUAGGAAAGCUGCAUUCACUAAGGGAACUUAAUUUAAGAAGAAAUAAUCUCCAAGUAUUGCCAGAUGAGCUGUCAUUCUUACCUUUGGUAAAAUUGGAUUUUUCAUGUAAUAAAAUUACGGAAAUCCCAGUAAGUUAUAGAAAACUCCGUCAUCUAGAGCUUAUUAUUUUGGACAAUAAUCCUAUGCAGAUGCCUCCUGCCCAGAUUUGCCUAAAGGGUAAAGUGCAUAUAUUUAAAUAUCUCAACAUUCAAGCUUGUUGCAGAACAGAAAAGAAGCCAGACUCUCUUGACUUGCCUUCUUUAAUAAAACGAAUGCCUUGCCAACCUCUAACAGACAGUAUCGAAGAUUUUUAUCCAAAUAAAAAUCAUGGCCCAGAUUCUGGGAUUGGUAGUGAUAAUGGAGAUAAGCGUCUGUCAACCACUGAACCAUCAGAUGAUGAUACAAUCAGCCUUCAUUCUCAGGUGUCAGAAUCAACAAGAGAUCAGUUACCAAAAAUUGACAAUCAAAUACUUGGCACAAAACCUGAUCCUAAUAAAGGUCUUGAACAUGAUAUUUAUGAUUACGACCCAAGUGCCGAAGAAGCUCUCUUAUCUGACCGGGGAGAUGUACAACUUAGUAGCCCAUUUGUAACAUAUAUCAAGGAAAGAGGAAAACUUGAAAUUGAGAAGGUUGAAGAAAACGAGAAAUGGGAUGAAGAGAGUAGGCUUCAGAAAGACCAACUUCUGGUUGAAGAAGAAGAAGAUGAAAUAAAGGAAGUGAUGGACUUGAGAAAAAUAGCAGCACAGCUACUGCAGCAAGAAAAGCACAACAGGUUUCUUCACCACACUACUUCUGCAAACACGCGGGACAGAACAAAGCAAAGCAGAGGAUCGGAAAAAUGCCCAACAGGAGAAAAUUCGCCAUUGUCACCUUGCGGCUGGCAGGCAUCAGAAAAAGAUAAUGCUGAUACAGAAGGGGGUACUGGAGGCUGCCAGACAGAGGAAAGACGGAGGUCUAAGCAGACCAGGAAAGAGUAUUUUAAGUACAAGUCCUCCCGAAAGUGUUCAGGUGGAAAUGAAAAUAAUGAGCAUAACAAUGAUAGUGCCAAUGUGUCACCCUCAUCUCCUGUUUCCUCAGAGGACUGUGAAAGAUCUCACAGCAAUUCUCCUACUCCAUUUGGGCUAAAGCCAAGGUCAGCUUUUAGCCGUUCUUCCAGGCAAGAUUAUACCUCAAUGGAUCCAGGAUUUACAAUGCGGAGGAAGAUGGAACAUUUACGAGAAGAAAGGGAACAAAUAAACCAGCUUCGGAAUAAUCUCGAGUCCAGACUGAAAGUUAUUUUACCAGAGGACAUUGGUGCAGCUCUGAUGGAUGGAGUAGUUUUGUGCCAUCUUGCAAAUCAUAUACGCCCACGUUCUGUUGGCAGUAUUCAUGUCCCUUCACCAGCAGUGCCUAAACUAAGUAUGGCAAAAUGCAGGCGAAAUGUUGAAAACUUCCUCGAGGCUUGCAAGAAACUUGGUGUUCCUCAGGACCAUCUUUGCUUGCCACAUCAUAUCUUGGAAGAGAGAGGUUUGGUUAAAGUUGGUGUCACAGUACAGGCGCUUCUAGAGUUACCUUUACUAAGAGCAUCACAACUUUCUUCAUUGUAAAAUGAUCAAAUAAGCACUGACAUUCUAAUUAACUCAUUCUUAAGCCUCAAAAGUCAAAUCUCAGAAUUAAUUCCUAGGACAAUUCUUGUAAAAUCCUGCAAGCUGAAAUAGGCACUGUGCACAGCUACUGUACUAUUUAAGUUGAAGUUAAAAAUCCUAUUUUUACCAUUCCAUUCUCAUUUUUUUUUUUUUUUUUUUAAAGUAAAAAA